GUCACUUCCCCGCGCGCUGCCCGGCGGGAAGAGGCGCGGCGUGCACUGGCCAUGGCGGCUGUGGGUGCUCUGCGGGUUGGUCGGUGGCAGCUGGGCCUCCGCGCCCCGGCGGCCAGGGCGCUCUGGGGCCGCCGCAGGAAGGAAGAAAAAGAAGUCGAAGCAGACAAAAUAAUUCAUGAAGAGAAAAAUGAACCCAGCCUGAUCUGCCCUCCACCUUGCAGCAGAAACUAUCUUCCUCCAGCAGAUAUACAGAACUACCUGGAGUCUCGUGUCAAGGAGAUUUUUGGACCCUCACUUCCCAGUAAUUGGCGUCAGACACCCCUCAAUGAAAACAGGUUGAAGUAUCGAUUACUGGCUCAGCUGGCAGCAGAACUUGGUCACGCUGUCCCCAACUCGCAGCUCCACCUGAUGUGCAGUGCUGAGGAUGUCUUGACUUUCUAUAGCACUCCUGUGAGGGAUGCGUCCAAGUUUGAUGAACUGUGUGCUGCAGAGCUACCCCCAAACCUGAAGAUUACCUGGAAGCAGUAAGUUGCUCUAUGAAGCAUCACGUUGCUUUGCCUAUGUUCCUGAGACAGAACAACUCUUUCAUUGUGGUAGCAACUGAAUGUAUGAAUACCACUAAUAAAGUUCAUUUAGUUGUCCUCAGGUUUCAUUUGUUUCCAUUUAUUAUAUACAGAAAGAAGAACAGUUCUCCCUGUGGAGCAGUUGCACAGUGUGGUCAGUAGCAGUACUCAGCAGAACAUGGACCAGCUCCAUAGCCAGAUUUAUUCAGCAGAAAUUUUCCUCAUGGAAUUAGGAUCAAAGUUGUAGUGAGGAACCCAGAACACUACUGGUGGUUUGUCAUGGUAACAGAACACCUGCAUGGCCCAAGUCUGAUCCUUAUAUUUCUAAGACUGAAGCACACGUCAGUAGAGUCAGAAGAAAAUACCAACCUGGAAGAACCACUGCAAGACCCGACACAGCCAUCCUAGAUUUUCUUUGAGUCACAGACAAAUGACAGAGACCAGGCUACACCUUUGAGUUUUUUGAUAAUUUUUUUUUUGCAUCUGUUUUGGAAAAAAUAUACAAAAAAAGCCAAGAAGAAACAACAUGGAAAUGUGAGGUAAACAUUCCAGUAAAAGUACGGACAGAGGCUCCAUUCUUUAAAGGAGACACACAGCAGUUAUCACCAUGCUAAAAGAAUGAGAUGCAGGAAAAUCCUAGAAACAGUGAAAAGUCAUGUAAUGAAGCCUUUGCCCCAGUUCUAGCCAUUGUAAAUGGGCUCCUUUUAAAUUUUACUCCCACCCCCCACCCACACUUAACCGCCUCUUUAUUCCUUAAACAAAGUUGUUAAAUUGUAAAAUAGCAGUUUUGAUAUAAAUUCUGUACGGCAGAAUUUACAAAAAUGCAGACUGCUACUACAGACAGUGCCAGGUUUUUCAGGGUAUGUUUUGACUUGCCAGAGCCCCUGAGUAAAAACUACACUGUCUGAGCAAAAUUGUCUUCUUGGUUAUGCCAAUGUGAAUGCUAAGUAAUGCCACUCCACUGAAGAAGCGGUGCCACUUUUCCUUUACACCAGUGUUACUAGUUACCCCACAAAUCUAUGAUGAAGUCAUGAAACACUGAAAGC
Molecule: messenger RNA, 1609 nt
Organism: Cuculus canorus (common cuckoo)
Lineage: Eukaryota; Metazoa; Chordata; Aves; Cuculiformes; Cuculidae
Gene: MRPL50
Product: mitochondrial ribosomal protein L50
Exons: 3
Coding region: 52-528 (158 amino acids)
Cellular component (GO): mitochondrion; mitochondrial large ribosomal subunit
Source: RefSeq, a predicted model, not a curated record